Messenger RNA from Cavenderia fasciculata, 4044 nucleotides. RefSeq lists its product as uncharacterized. The transcript has 3 exons. The record is from RefSeq and is a predicted model, not a curated record. NCBI's taxonomy places the organism in Eukaryota, Evosea, Eumycetozoa, Acytosteliales, Cavenderiaceae. Bases 1 to 4044 code for a protein of 1347 amino acids.
AUGAACAUUAAACAAGAUUUAUUUAAAAGUGUAAUAGGAGAUAAAGGAAUUAGAUUGAAUAUAUUCGAAUGGGUACAUUGGAUAACAAUUAGAGUCACUGAUAGACCAUUGACAUGUUACACUAGACAAUCUGUUAAACGGUACAAUGAUAUAAUCAACGUGACAUUGGCCAAAGAUGAUGAUGAAAACUUGGUUCGACUGGAUACUAAUCAAUUGGCAGAGUUGAUUAAAUACAAGAUACAAAGAAAUGAGUACUCAUUUCCAAUCACUCAAGAUACUUUAAUACAAAUAUGUUCCAUUUCAACAAUGGAUGAAUCAAUAUUUAGAUUGUUUUUAAAUAGAAAUGGUCAUCUCUUUACAAAAUAUAAUCUAGAGGAAAUCAUUCAAACGGUUUGUGAUAAUAGUGAUACUUCAUCAUCAUCAUCAUCAUCAUCGUCAUCGACAAUAAGAAAUGCUCGUAUAUUAUAUAACGAGUUUAAAGAUAUUGGUAUACAACACUUGGAAUCUAUAAUCAUAAAAAAGGAAAUGAUGAUGGAUCGAGAACGACAUACUCUUGAAAUGGUUAAUACAAUAGAUGGCUUUGAAUCAAUUGUUUCUUCUUAUCAUAAGCGUAUCAAAGUACCAAGAGAAUCAAAUCAAGAUAACAUUUCAAAAGAUCUUUUAAAUUCAACUUUAAAUAGAUUAUGUAAUAAUAAUAAUUGUAAUAAUAGUCAACAAAAUAAUAUUCAAUUGAUAUUUAAAGAAAUCAAUGAAGUAAUAGAAAGAAUAAUUAAAUCUUUAUCAUCAUCAUCCACUUCAAAUUUUAAAAAUCCAUCAUAUAUUUGGAUCAAUUUAAUUGUAUUAAGAGUACUUGGUGACCAAAACAAUACAAAUAGGUUAGAAAUAGUAAAAAACAUUAUAAAGAAUAAUACAAAUAAUGAAAUAGUGGAAUAUCUAUUCAAAUUAGAGAAUGAACUGUGUUUGGAGAAUUGGGUGUUUGACAUAUUAUGUAAACAUGGAACUUUUGAUCAAGUUGUAUUUGGUAGUAAAUUAAUUGGUACGCUGGAAAAGAAAGCGUCAUACAAAGCAAUGGAUUGGGCAGCAAAUAAAGGAAGGUUGGAUGUUGUACAAUAUUUACUAGAUCACCGAAAAGAGCAAUGUAGUCAAACUGCAGUACAAGGGAACCCACACUCUGACGUAGUAAGACUCAUACUACAGUACAAACCGACACUCAUGAAAUUCGUUACUAGACAGUCAAUACUAGUAAUGGGUGAUAUCGAUUUCCUUCAAGAGUUGGACGCUGACCAGCUCUUUGGCAAAGAUCAAUCCCAUUCACUUGAGACACUGGUAAUCUCACGAACUGUUGCCAAAGCAGUAUUGACAAGACAUUCACAACUAGCAUCCAUCAGGAUGAUCGAUUAUCUGUUCUUUACCUACACUGAACAAUUUCCAGUCUAUGAUUUCAUUUCAGAAGCAUGUAUGCUCGGACUUGAACAAGUGGUCUAUCAUUUACACCACAUUUAUUCAACACACAAUAAUAUGACUAUUACACCACACCCAAGUGUCAAGACAACUAUAUUUGAUGAUGCAUUUCUCUAUGGAAUGAAUCAAAAUAUUGUAGAUUUUUUAAUAGACAAUAGAAAAGAAGGGUUUGGGCCUGAAUCUUGGAAGGUUGUUGGUCAGAAUGGUACGGUUCAACAAUUUGAAAUGUUAAAAAGAUGGUCCCUAUCACAAGAAAACAUGGACAUUAUGAUAACCAAUUCAAUUCGAUAUGGAAAUAUUGACCUUUAUCAAUAUAUUAAAUCUAAUAUUGGUAUUGAUGAAACAAAAUUUAAAGUACAAGAUUUAAAAUAUGCAGCUAGAUUAUACAAGGAUAAAAUGGUUCUUUUGGGUGCUUCACAUUUAUCUCUUCAAGAUUUAAAUGAUUUAUUAUUCCAUUUAUUAUGUUUUGGUAGAACUGAUAUAGCUAGUCAAAUAUAUCAACAAAUUAUAGUCAAUAAUAAUAAUAAUAAUAAUAAUAAUCAUAUUGUUGGAUUAACAGAAAACCAAAUCAAUUAUUUGAUUAAAAGGUUUGACCAUCAAGUUGUCGAUUUUUUGGUUGAAAAUAAUUUUUUAAAUCAAUCUUUUGUAGAUAGUCAUCGAUUUAAAUUAUGUCAUCCAAGUCUAUACUAUUAUCAAUCCAAAUAUUUAUCAAAAUAUUUUUCAAACUUUAAUAAUAUUUCUCCAAUCAUUGAUACAAUUAAUAAUAAUAAUAAUAAUAUAAAAUUACAAAAUAAUAUUAAACCAACAACAACAAUCAACGAUCAAAUAAUAAUUUUAAAAGUUUUAAAGAAUAGAUAUUUGUUAAGAAGAAUAUUUAGAUUAAAUUCACCAGUUGCUUCUGUCUACAAACAAUUCACAUUUGAUAGUUUAAUUUCGUACCGACCAAAAUUACUAUUACUUUUGUUAAAAGCAAACCAAACGUCUGAAAUUAUAAUUAGUAAAGAACAAUUGGAAGAUUUUUGUUGUAAAACAAACGAUUUGGAACUAUUCAAGUUGGUUUACUCGAGGUUCAGGUCAAGGUUUUCAGAUAAUUUUCUAUUUUCUAAAAUGGUAUAUACAAGACCAAGGAAUUUAGAUGUAUUCAAAAUAUUGGCAAAUCAGACAGACCCUGUUUUGGAAUAUAAUGUCCAUCAAAUAGGGUUUAAAUGUUCAGAUGCUGCAUUGUAUCUUUACAAUCUAAAAAGACUACCAGCAAGUAUGGUACAUGGACCAUUUGGAACUAAAUAUUUCAACUAUUCAAAAUCUUUGGAAAAGGAUCAAUAUCUUGAACUAUUGCAAUUGGAAAGAGAAGGAUUGGAUGAAAGGCAAAGACGUGCAACUUAUAAUGAAGAUACACCUCUAGAGUUUUGGCAAUACCAUAACGACCAAAAUAAUAUAAAAUAUUAUGCCGAAAGAAACUUGUCUCCAAAGAUUUUAGAGUUUCGUCUAUAUCAUCCUCUAAAAACUCUUGAACAAUCUACAGCAGAUUCAUUAGAAGGUUGGCAAUUGACAUUUAGUUACUAUGCAAAAGAAUCAAUUGCAACAUUGUAUCAUUUGGUCAAAGGAUACGAAUUCACCUCAGCUUUGCUUAGAAAUUCAUCAGUACUGGCUUACUUGAUCAAUGAACAAGACUAUUUCCCAUCACCAACAGGAAAUUUCUUUUCAAGUCAGCCACCAUCACAUCUUUUAUCAAAAUACUAUCUGCCCGGAAUGAUAAAUCACUCCAUCACACAUCCAGUAUCAACAAAAGAGGAUUUGUUUGCUUUGCUCUAUAUGAACCACGAUGUUUUGGAUAUUUAUAGAAACAUUGAACAAUCUGGCUCUAGAAUUGCCAUCAAACACUCAACCUUGACCAGUUUACUGAUCGCAAAUAUCCAAGACCAGGAACAACGAACAGAAUUGGUAUCUAGUAUAAACCCAACCAUGUUUAUGCCAAUUGAAUUAUUGCAAGCAAUAGUAGACUGCUACAUGGAGACUGACACUUACUCGCUUCCAAUCCUCAAACAUUUCUUGGGUCCAAAAUUGAAUGAAACUAAAAUGGCUGAUGUUGGAUUUGAUAUGAUUGGACUAAUCAAAUAUACGUUUGCAAGUGCAAGAAAUAAUUCACGGACCUGCACCAACCAUCGUUUUACUAGAAUCUUUAUCGACCAUCUACUAGUGUACACAUUGUCCAACUGCUCUAUCGCCUAUGUCUUACAACUAUUGACAAUUGUAAGAGAUAGCGAAAAAGAAGUGGAUAGAUUGGUUGGAGACGCGCUCUCAUCACCUAAUUACGGCAGUGUACGUCAAUUGGAGUUUAGCAAGAUUUCAGAUGAUGGGGUUUAUCAAUUCUUUUUUGCCAGAUUCCCAUGUCGUGAGGAAUACUUGUUUGCUCAACCAUACAUCAACCAUCCCACUCAAUAUUCAGUUGUCAAACAAGUUUUAUUGGAUAAAGAUCCAAAGGAUUAUAGAUUUAUCAUCUAUGCUUUAAAGUAUGCCUAUAGAACUGCCAAUGUUCAAAUGGCCAAUGAAGCAAUACAAGAUUGUAUUUACGUAAUAACAUAG